AUGUCUCAUCUCCGCUUCUACAACUACCCGGGCGUCGGAGAGCAGAACAACGAGACAUAUGCAUACAGCCAGGCAGUACGCAUAGGAGACCGAAUCGAGAUUUCCGGCCAAGGCGGCUGGAAGAGCGAAGGACCCGUGAACGCCAUCUCGACCGACCUCGACGAAGAGGUCGACCAGGCGUUCGCGAACGUCGACCUGUGCCUCCGACACGCCGGCGGCCAGGGCUGGUCGCAGGUCUUCCGCGUCAACUCGUACCAUGUGCCCCUGGGCGACGAGGCGUUUGGCGCCAUGGUGCGGAACUUCCGCAAGUGGAUGCCUGACCACCAGCCGUUGUGGACGACUGUUGGGGUCCCGAAGUUGGGUCUGGAUAACAUGCACGUGGAAAUCGAGGUUGUAGCCCAUGAUCCCGAGGGGGCGAAGAAGGCGAGUGAGGAGGAAGGGUCGAAGAAGGCUUGA
This is a messenger RNA of Exophiala bonariae, 456 nucleotides long. RefSeq lists its product as uncharacterized. Gene Ontology annotation, cellular component: mitochondrion; cytosol. The transcript is spliced from 2 exons. The coding region runs from base 1 to 456 and encodes 151 amino acids. Lineage: Eukaryota; Fungi; Ascomycota; Eurotiomycetes; Chaetothyriales; Herpotrichiellaceae. Gene Ontology annotation, molecular function: deaminase activity. The record is from RefSeq and is a predicted model, not a curated record.